AUGGUGUCUUCGGCUCUCACUCGCCCGCUGCUGCUCGUCACUCGAGCUUUGCAGUGGAGCAGUGCCGUCAUUGUCAUGGGCAUCACCUCCUAUUUCAUCAAAAAGGGCCCUCGCGGUCAACACACCACCUACUGGGAAAUCAUUGCUACUAUCUCUGUGGUCUUCUUCCUGCCGGCCUUUGUCUCCCCCUUCAUGCCCAAGAUGCUCAGCAAGUUCGUGCUAGCCAUCGACCUAGUCUUCUCCUAUCUGUGGUUGACGGCCUUCAUCUUCGCCGCCCAAGACUACAACCAGAACAUCUGCAGUGCGGACUCCCCCCCAGGCGUCAAGUGCUCCUUGAAGAAGGCCAACGAGGCGUUCAUCUUCCUCGCCUUCUUCUUCACCCUGGUCGGCCUCGUCCUGGAGGUCCUCUCCCUCUGGACCUACCGCCAGGAAAACGCCGCCCCCGUUCACGAGAAGAAUCCCCCGGCUACGGAGCGUGCUCCGCUUGAUGCCCCGGCCGAUACGGUCUAG
Messenger RNA from Penicilliopsis zonata CBS 506.65, 510 nucleotides. RefSeq lists its product as hypothetical. The record is from RefSeq and is a predicted model, not a curated record. The coding region runs from base 1 to 510 and encodes 169 amino acids. Lineage: Eukaryota; Fungi; Ascomycota; Eurotiomycetes; Eurotiales; Aspergillaceae. The transcript has 3 exons. Gene Ontology annotation, cellular component: membrane.